Messenger RNA from Penicillium roqueforti, 1635 nucleotides. RefSeq names its product putative hexokinase. Bases 1 to 1635 code for a protein of 544 amino acids. The record is from RefSeq and is a predicted model, not a curated record. The transcript has a single exon. Gene Ontology annotation, cellular component: cytosol; mitochondrion. NCBI's taxonomy places the organism in Eukaryota, Fungi, Ascomycota, Eurotiomycetes, Eurotiales, Aspergillaceae. Gene Ontology annotation, biological process: glucose 6-phosphate metabolic process; glycolytic process; intracellular glucose homeostasis. Gene Ontology annotation, molecular function: ATP binding; fructokinase activity; glucokinase activity.
AUGUCGGCGCCACUGGUCAAGGUGCUACACCGAUUGCAAGAGUUGUUCCAUAACGUGGUCACCGCACUCGAAACCAUGAUCCUAUUCCCCUCACUCUUCCGUGGCCUUUCGCGACGCCGCCGAAAGACUUUCCUCGGCGCCCAUUGGAAACGCCGCAGCCUAGACAACUUCGCCGAAGAAGUAGAAACCUCGUGCUCAACGCCGCUGUCAACACACAACAUGGUCAACAUGUCCGAGAAGAUUCGUGCACAGAUCCGAGAAUGUUUACAAACUAGCCCAUGCUGCAUGCUUCCAUCCUACGAUACCGCGCUUCCCGCUGGCUCGGAAAAGGGCACAUAUCUGGCAUUGGACGUGGGCGGAUCGACGUUUCGCGUAGCUUUGAUUGAGUUGAAUGGCCGGGAUGAGGAGCUGCGCAUCUUGAAAGUAUCAUCGGUAUACAUCGACGAACAACUCAAGAUGCUGGAAGGGACACAAUUUUUCGACUGGAUGGCAGGGCAGAUUGAAACUGUCCUGCAAGAAGUUGGAACAGACUACGGGCGUGGCGACGUACCGCUGGUGGUGGGGUUGUCCUGGUCUUUCCCCAUUGAACAGACCUCGCACAGCAGCGGAUUGGUGCUCCCCAUGGGUAAGGGAUUCAAGGCCUCCAAUGGCACUGUAGGCAAGGAACUGGGUGAUAUCCUUAUCCAGUCAUGCCGCAAGCGCAAUCUGAACGUAGAGGUUGCCGCUAUCCUGAACGACAGCUCGGCAGCUCUACUCUCGCGUGCCUACGUCGAUCCCAAGACCCGCAUGUCUCUCAUUUUGGGUACCGGUACCAACAUGGCGAUUCACUUCCCGGUGCACGAGAUUGGAAUGUCCAAGUUUGGAGUGCGUCCCGAGGGCUGGUUCGACCACGCCAAGCAUGUUCUGAUCAAUACAGAGAUGAGUAUGUUUGGCGGAGGCGUGCUGCCUAUGACACGGUGGGAUGACAUACUGAACAGCGCCCAUCUGCGUCCCGACUACCAGCCGCUCGAGUACAUGAUUACAGGUCGAUACCUGGGCGAGAUUGUGCGUUUGAUCAUCGUCGAGGCUACCGAGAGUGCCCGCCUGUUCGGCGGCGAGUUACCACACUCCAUGUGUGAACCCUAUUCAUUCGACACAAGCAUCGUCGCCUGCCUCGAGGAAGACUCCUCUGCCUCCCUUUCCACCGCCGCCGCGCUCCUGCAAAAGCAGCAUACCUUCCACAAACAACCCUCCGUCGAGGACCUGCGAUUCCUGCGUCGCAUCUCCCAGACAGUCUCCCGCCGUGCUGCUGGCUACCUGGCGACAGCCAUCCACAGUAUGUGGUGCCUCCGCAACGAGGUGGAAUUCCCCGCGACCCCAUCCACCGUCGACUCUCUCGAUAAGGAAUCACCCGCAAUCACCGUCAUCGAAAACGGAGACUCGGACAAGAGCCUUUCCAUCGCUUGCGACGGCGCUGUCAUCAACAAGUAUCCUGGCUUCCGCGCUGCCUGCCAGAACUAUCUGAAUGAGCUGGCGGAGGCAACCUACCCGGGCGCCGGAUGCUCCAUUCGCCUCAACCCUGCGCCUGAAAGUGCCAUUCUCGGCGCCGCAGUCGCAGUGGCUGUGUCCGUUGCUGGGAACUCCACUCAGCACUAA